This is a messenger RNA of Odobenus rosmarus divergens (Pacific walrus), 4058 nucleotides long. RefSeq names its product nebulette (gene NEBL). The record is from RefSeq and is a predicted model, not a curated record. The transcript has 28 exons. Gene Ontology annotation, molecular function: actin filament binding. Lineage: Eukaryota; Metazoa; Chordata; Mammalia; Carnivora; Odobenidae. Gene Ontology annotation, cellular component: Z disc; focal adhesion. Gene Ontology annotation, biological process: cardiac muscle thin filament assembly. Bases 36 to 3077 code for a protein of 1013 amino acids.
AAAAAAGCAAAAACCUCUAUACAUAAAGAGUAAAAAUGAGGGUCCCUAUAUUUGAGGAUGUAAAAGAUGAAAUGGAAGAGGGAAAAACAGAGGAAGAAGAAGUUGAAGAUGACACGGUAUUUUUUAAGCCUGUUAUUGAAGACCUAAGGAUGGAAUUGGCCAGAAAAUGCACCAAACUCAUUAGUGAUAUUCAUUAUAAAGAAGAGUAUAAAAAGUCUAAGGACAAGUGUACAUUUGUGACUGACACUCCCAUGCUAAACCAUGUAAAAAAUAUCGGCGCUUUUAUUUCUGAGGCAAAAUACAAAGGCACCAUUAAAGCGAACCUCUCCAAUUCUCUUUAUAAGCAGAUGCCAGCCACAAUCGAUAGUGUUUUUGCAAGAGAAGUUACGCAGCUUCAGAGUGAGGUUGCCUAUAAGCAGAAACACGAUGCUGCCAAAGGAUUCUCAGAUUAUGCCCAUAUGAAGGAGCCACCUGACAUCAAACAUGCCAUGGAAGUCAAUAAACACCAGAGUAAUAUUUCUUAUAGAAAAGAUGUGCAGGACACCCACAUGUACAGUGCGGAUCUCAACAGACCAGACAUCAAGAUGGCAACACAGAUCUCCAAGAUCAUAAGCAAUGCAGAAUACAAGAAAGGGCAAGGAGUAAUGAAUAAAGAGCCUGCUGUAAUUGGAAGACCAGAUUUCGAACAUGCUGUGGAAGCUUCUAAACUUUCUAGUCAAAUUAAAUACAAAGAAAAAUUUGAUAAUGAAAUGAAGGAUAAGAAACAUCAUUACAAUCCUCUUGAAAAUGCUUCUUUUAGGCAAAGUCAGCUUGCCACCGCACUGGUGAGCGAUGUGAAGUACAAGAAAGACAUUCAAAGUAUGCACGAGCCAGUCUCAGAUCUCCCAAACCUGUUUUUAGACCAUGCUUUGAAAACCAGCAAAAUGCUCAGCCGACGAGAGUAUAGAAAGUUUUUUGAGGAAAACAAAGGAAUGUAUCAUUUCGACGCAGAUGCUCCUGAACACCUGCACCAUAAAGGCAAUGCCACGCUCCAGAGUCAGGUUAAAUACAAAGAAGAGUAUGAGAAAAAUAAGGGAAAAUCAAUGCUUGAAUUUGUUGAGACACCCUCAUAUCAAGCUUCAAAGGAGGCUCAGAAGAUGCAGAGUGAGAAAGUUUACAGAGAGGAUUUUGAGAAGGAGAUUAAAGGAAGGUCAUCACUGGAUUUAGACAAGACUCCAGAAUUUUUACAUGUAAAGUACAUCACCAACCUUCUGAAAGAGAAGGAAUAUAAGAAAGAUUUGGAAAAUGAAAUAAAAGGCAAAGGAAUGGAACUUAACUCAGACGUUCUUGAUAUUCAAAGAGCAAAACGUGCAUCCGAAAUGGCUAGUGAGAAAGAAUACAAGAAAGACCUGGAGUCAAAAAUUAAAGGGAAGGGGAUGCAAGUUGGCACUGACACCCUUGAAAUACAACAUGCUAAAAAAGCUUCAGAGAUAGCUAGUCAGAAAGGCUAUAAGAGAGAUCUGGAGACUGAAAUAAAAGGGAAGGGCAUGCAGGUGGGUCCAGACACUCCUGAUAUCCAGAGAGCCAAGAAAGCAUCGGAAAUGGCCAGCCAGAAAGAAUACAAGAAAGACUUGGAAAAUGAAAUUAAGGGGAAAGGAAUGCAAGUGAGCAUGGACAUCCCGGACAUACUGCAAGCCAAGAGGGCAUCGGAGCUCUAUAGCCAGAAAAAGUAUAAAGACGAAGCAGAAAAGAUGCUUUCUAACUAUAGUUCUGUGGCAGAUACUCCUGAAAUUCAGAGAAUCAAGACAACUCAACAAAACAUUAGUGCGGUAUUUUAUAAGGAAGAAGUAGGAGCUGGCACGGCAGUAAAAUAUACUCCAGAGACUGAACGAGCAAAGAAAAAUCAGCAGAAUAUUAGUCUAGUAAAAUACAAAGAAGAGAUGAAUCAGGCAACGGCCAUUUCCGAUCCUCCAGAGCUAAAGAGAGCUAAAGAAAACCAGAAGAACAUCAGCAAUCUCCAGUACAAAGAGCAGUGCCACAAAGCCACGCCGGUGAGCGUCACACCGGAGAUGGAGAGGGUGAGGAGAAACCAGGAGCAACUGAGUAUGGUAAAAUACAAAGGAGAAAUUAAACAGGCAACGGCCAUUUCUGAUCCACCAGAGCUGAAGAGAGCUAAGGAAAACCAGAAGAACAUCAGCAAUGUUUAUUAUAAAGGUCAACUGGGAAGAGCUACAGCUUUAAGUGUAACUCCUGAAAUGGAAAGAGUUAAGAAGAACCAAGAAAAUAUUAGUUCGGUAAAAUAUACCCAGGACCAUAAACAGAUGAAAGGUAGACCAAGUCUGAUUUUAGAUACACCUGGUCUGAGAUAUGUCAAAGAAGCACAAAAUCAUAUUUCAAUGGUAAAAUAUCAUGAAGAUUUUGAAAAGACAAAGGGAAGGGGCUUUACUCCUGUUGUAGAUGACCCCGUGACAGAGCGAGUGAGGAAGAACACCCAAGUGGUCAGCGAUGCGGCCUACAAAGGAGUCCAUCCUCACAUCGUGGAGAUGGACAGGAGACCUGGAAUCAUUGUCGACCUCAAAGUUUGGCGUACAGAUCCUGGCUCCAUCUUCGACCUUGAUCCCCUGGAAGACAAUAUUCAGUCUAGAAGUCUCCAUAUGCUCUCUGAGAAGGCGAAUCACUAUAGGAGACACCGUUCUCGAUCUCACUCGAGCAGUACUUUUGGUACAGGUCUGGGAGAUGACAAAUCAGAAAUAUCCGAGAUUUACCCUAGCUUUUCAUGCUGCAGUGAGGUAACCAGACGGUCGGAUGAAGGAGCGCCAGUUCUUCCCGGAGCCUACCAGCAAAGCCAUUCCCAAGGCUAUGGGUACAUGCACCAGACCAGCCUCUCAUCCAUGAGGUCAAUGCAGCACUCACCAAAUCUAAGGACCUACCGAGCCAUGUAUGAUUACAGUGCCCAGGACGAAGACGAGGUCUCCUUCAGGGACGGUGACUACAUCGUCAACGUGCAGCCCAUUGACGACGGCUGGAUGUACGGCACGGUGCAGAGAACUGGGAAAACAGGGAUGCUCCCAGCCAAUUACAUUGAGUUUGUCAAUUAAUUAUUUCUCCUUGUCUUUGAGCUUUAUUCUAAUGUAUACUAAACCCAAUCUUUUUAAAAGAUAGAAGAUACUUUUAAGACAACUUGGCAGUUAUUUUACAAUAAUCUGUCUUUACUUGGACAAUGAGACACACAGGUACCAGGAAGAAGGAAUGACUUCCGGGCUCAGGACAGCUACAUUUUCAGUGGUUCCUGUGCACAAAAUCUGUAGGUCUGGAGGCCCGGUGCUGCUAAUUGGGUUAAUGGUUUCUUUUGAUUGGCUAUCAAACACUUCUGGGAAAUGUAUUUUUGUAGACUUUAAUAGAGAUGUUGAUCGUCCCUUAAAUGUAACAAGUCUAUGAAACUUCUUAGCUGUCACUUUGGAAUCACCAGAAGCCAAUUCUCUUAAUUCCUGAACACAGCCAAUAAUUUAAAGACCAUUUAGCUUUUGAGUCAUUAGGGAAUUUCCAAUUCAAGUGAUAAUUGCCUAAUGUAAUAAAUGUCAGAAAUGGCAGAAUGACAGUUUGGUUAAAAUUACAUUGACUGGUGGCCUUCAGGACCUAGAAACUUCUCCCGAACAAAGACAUUUCCUUGUUCCCUAGGCUGACUUGGGUCUCUUUAUUUCUCAUUGGUACCAAGGUGUAUCCUACUGUCCAUUUACAUUCUGUGGGCCCAAGUCUACGCUUGAUUCCAUAGAAUGUCAGGACCAAAUAACGUCACAGCUACUCUGCAAAGGGCAAAGUUUAAGGUCAUCUCUAUUAUUUCCCUAAGCGCUUUUACCCUGUUGCAUGUCACGUAGGUUCAAGCUUCUGCACCAUAGGAAGCCGCACUGCCUAUUAUUAAAGCAAAACGUGCGGCUGAUAAGCUAAUGGCCCUUCCCUCUAGUCGCCAGCUCAUCAGAAAAACAUACUUGGAAAAGUUGCUUGAGAUUCUCCUGCUGCCUUGCACUCUAGUUGUGAAGGAUUUACACCUUUAGGAAAUAGAUGUCUACUCUAGCAAAUAA